Molecule: messenger RNA, 336 nt
Organism: Octopus sinensis (East Asian common octopus)
Lineage: Eukaryota; Metazoa; Mollusca; Cephalopoda; Octopoda; Octopodidae
Product: serine/threonine-protein kinase VRK1-like
Exons: 3
Coding region: 46-336 (96 amino acids)
Source: RefSeq, a predicted model, not a curated record
UGCUUAUUUGCUUUUGUGGUGCUGCGAUUUUUAUUGUUAAAUAACAUGCCUCGUUCUAUAAGAAAAGUUGAUAAGUCAGUUGAUGAAAUGGAAAUAGGAGAGAUCCUUACCGACGCUUCUAAUGUGAGCUGGUGUCUUGGCCCUCUUUUUGCAAAAGGCGGGUUUGGAUUUAUCCAUACAGCUCAUAUGAAUGUCGGAUUGCUUAACAAUUCGUAUUCUCAAGCGAAAUAUGUCAUUAAAUUGGAAGCCAACGAAAGCGGUCCUCUCUUCUGUGAAAAACAAGUUUAUAUUCGAGCAUUAAACGAAAACAAUCGUAUAAAGUCGAACUUCAUUUAA